Messenger RNA from Ostertagia ostertagi, 1944 nucleotides. The record is from the annotation of a GenBank genome assembly. NCBI's taxonomy places the organism in Eukaryota, Metazoa, Nematoda, Chromadorea, Rhabditida, Trichostrongylidae.
AUGGCCGCUUAUUCUUCUCACGAAUACCCUUCGUACCAAUUUUUCCAGGUUCAACGCACUAAAAUGUUUGGCUAUGUGCUAAUUUCGAACAAGAAUCAAGUUCUUUACUACGGCGGUGAUAGCGGUUUUGACUCGUAUCUUCACGGUCGUCUUUGCGCCGAAGGGCUCUUCCAACCUGAUGCACCGUCCACUUCAAGUGGUGUCUACAGCGACACCUCCUCUACUGAAUCGCUACGAGAUGAGCCGUCCACCUCUAUCGAAUCCAGAGUCAACGAGAUAUCUGCCAAUCCGGAAAUCUCUCACCUAUUUCUACCACUAAUCUCAAUGUACCGGUCAUUUGCUAGUCGUUGCAGUGACAGUAUCUAUUCAACAACCUCCGAUCAAGUCACAAUACUCCUGAAACGACUUAAAUAUGACUUUCUACUGAUAUCUAUUGGAAAUAGAUUUAUGGAUUAUAUGGAAUUGGGCCUUGAUGUGCACAUCGGCCCUCUUUUAUCACUUAUUGAAUCAGAUCUCGAUACCGUUCAUAUGGCUACAGACUUCCUCAAAUCCUUCAAUGACAGACCAUGCUUAUUUGAAAACAAGAAAGUUAAAGGGUUCCUGGAUGUUCGCAAGGCGAUAUUCUUCCAGUCUGAAAUCGCCAUCACCUUGCCUCUUCUUGAAACCUUAGCGACUCAGCUACAGGAAGUUCUAGGCCCAAAUAGGAUUCUGUUAGCAAGUGAAGGCGAAGUACUUGUCUCGGUCAAUUCCACUGACGACGAGAAGCUGACGUUGAAGCACCUAACAAGCUAUGACUUAAACUUCCUGCUUCAGCAGAUUUCUGCUCUUGAAUCGAUCGAUCAUGGAAAAAUAUUUCAGGUAUGGCUUCGCUCGAAGAAAUCGGUCAUUCCAUACUUCGUCAACGUUAUGGUUUGCAACACUAUCGGCGGCCUCACACUGAUAUGCCUCAGUGAGGCCCGAUAUGGACCCCUUAUUAGAGCGGUAGCCACGUUUCUCGUUCAGUUGGAUCGGGUUGAGACUGCGGACGAUGUCAUUAAAGCAGUGCAAGACAUGGGCAAAACUGUCGAAGCCAUCUCUCGAUAUUUUCUUGCAAUGGCUGCGAGUAACACUUCGAGAAGAUUAACAAAUGCUGGGUUCAUAAGAAGUCCGGAGCUGACAUCUUCGUUCAUACGUACGAUAUGGCGCAGAACAGAGGCACUGCUACAGGUCUCAAAGGUGAACACGCAGAACCCAGGAGAAUCUCGUGGGGUAGCUAUUUCACUGACGUCGCUGCGAUCAGCAUUCUCCACAUUGUCCCUAUCUUCACUUCAAACACAAAAUUCGGCAGUGAAACGAGAGAAGCUUUCUGCAAGAUGUGAGAUGAUGAUCAGUUACGUGCAUCGUCAAGCUACUAACAUGCUUCAAGAGCUGUGCAUGGAAUCUUACGGAAAGGCAUCGGAUAAGAAGCUGGAACAGUUCAUGCAGGCAACAUUCAAUGCAUUCAACACGUCGCGAAAAACCCUUGUGUCUGACACCAGUACCGCUUGGGCAGCGGAACUGAAGGCGAAGUCAUUAGAUGACUUCAUGCGUCCACUGAGCCUAGGACUUGAUAUGAUCGCAUUUUCAAUAUCGAUUCCUUCAAAAUCGAUAUCUGUGAGCUAUACUACAGAGUGGAUAAGAAAAGAGCUUGAUAUCUCUGUGAAGCCACCAACAUCAAGUUGCUGCAUGAGCAUCACUGGAAGAUCUGGAGCACAGUACAAGCUCUAUCGAAUGAAAACUGAAGAGAAAGAGCCGCUCUCAGGAAUCAACAUGCUGAAAAAUCUUCGCGGAUCAAGGCGUUUCAACUCGUAUGCGGUCGCUCUAUUCCAUGAUGGGAUUCACAAUGAACUUGCUGAAAGACAAAUACGGCGCUUGAUUCGAUUGAUAACCCAUCAGAUGUCUUCUAUUUAUCCCCAAAUCAACUAA